CUUUGCCAAAUGGUCGUGGACUAGGUCUGUUCACACUUAAGUGUCACCAUCUUGCAGUAAAGAAAUAAUUUCAACAUAUAACAUUUUGAAAACGGUAUUGGAUGCUGAAUUUCUGCGCCCGAUAUGCAUCUCAAGGUUAUCCGGCGCAUAAAUAUUGAAACCCUGGGUUAGUGUACCUGGAAUUCUUAUGAAUUCCUGAAGUUGUUUGUUCUAUAUUUAUAUUUAAAACUGAUCAUAUUUGCCAAUAAUAUCUAAUGAGUGGACGUUACUAAGCUCCUAAUGAAUACAAGUUUUGAGAAACAACAACUUGUUUCAUGUUAUUGUUCACCGCUUGACCGUUGUCCACAUUCCAGUUCUGUAUGCGUUUCUUCUACGGGAUGUUUUCAUUCAUUGCAUUUGGAUUCAUCAUUGACAUUUGUGAAUGGCGAGUCGUAUGGUUGUUUCGCAAACCACACUAAUCAAGUUGAUUUACUCUGCCGAAAUCCAAAAGUUGGUAGACAGCUGUUGUAUUGUUGUUCUGCAAAUGAUGGUGACCUCUGCAAUAAAAAUUCAAGUCUUUUUGGAUUAUUAGGCUCUACACAUGUGUAUUCUAAUAGUAUUACUUGGAGACUCAUUUUGACAGCAGUUUUAAUUCCUCUUUCUGCACUGUUUUGCGGACUUUUGGGUAUAAUGUUGUUAUGGAAGUGCUUUCUGAAGAAACGAAUAAUGAAGUACGAACGUUAUUCUGAUGAGCUUGGCUACAAGCAUGCUACAUUUACUAAAGACAUCUCUAAUUACCUUGUACAAUUCAGUGAACAGCAUUUUCCUGAUUCCAAGUCAUCCUCGUGUAUCACACCAGGCAACAAAGAAAAGAAACUAACAUUUAAGAGCGUGACUAAUCCAAAGCCUUCAUGCGAAUUUACUAGUUGCACCAGUGGGAGCGGGAGUGGCAUUCCCUUCCUUGUUCAGAGAACUAUUGCGCGUCAUAUAAGAUUAGUUGUGUGCAUAGGAAAAGGUCGGUUUGGUGAAGUUUGGAAGGCUACAUGUCAAGGUGAAACAGUUGCUGUCAAAAUAUUCUCCAGUCGUGAUGAAGCUAGUUGGGCUCGUGAAACAGAAGUGUACAAUACUGGGUUGUUACGUCAUCCUAACCUGCUGGCAUAUUAUGCAAGUGACAUGAUAUCAAGAGGCGGGUGCACCCAGCUUUGGUUAAUUACAGCUUAUCAUGCCAAUGGAUCACUACAUGAUUUUCUAGUUAAUAAAUCACUAAGACUUCAAGAAGGCUUGCGCCUGGCUGGUUCCAUAGCGGCAGGUCUAGCAUUUUUACAUACAGAAAUAAAAGGACUGCAUGCCAAGCCUGCUAUUGCGCAUCGAGAUCUCAAGUCGAAGAAUGUGCUUGUUAUGCAUGAUAUGACAGCCUGUAUAGCUGAUUUGGGUCUCGCUUUAGUAAAUUUACAGAGUCUUCCAGCUGGACAAAUUUCUAAUUCCUCUUCAAUCUUGUCAGGUGGCGUUAUGUCUAGUAGUGUGACUCAGUCAGACAGGUUGUGUAGUGGCUUUUCAGGUCCUUCUUCUUUAGGUCCUCCUCCUGUUGGACCAAGAGUUGGCACCAAACGUUACAUGGCACCAGAGUUGCUCAUGGCUGUAGAUAUAUCAACAUCAACGAACUGUGUCGACCAUACUUUAUGUAUGUCAAGUGAAAAUGUCGAUAAUCCAAAUCAAUGCAACUAUCUGCCAUUUGAAGUUUAUCAGGCUGCAGACAUCUAUGCAAUGGCCUUAGUGUUUUGGGAGUUGGGUCGUUGUACUAUAGGAGCAGUGGGUGAAUCGACUGAAGGAUAUCAGAUACCAUUUUACGAUUUGGUUCCUUCUGAUCCAACUUUCGCACAGAUGAGAGAUAUUGUUUGCGGAAAUAGUUUGACCAAAAACGAUAUACUUAGACAAUCUGAUGAAAGCAGUGAAGAAGGUCAAACAGAUAAAAAGAACAAGCUGACUAAAAUAAGUCCAGAUUACGAUGAGAAACAAUGCAGACCGCGUGUUUAUCAACGUUGGUUGGAUGAUGCUUAUUUAUGCCGUUAUGCACAAGUUAUACAAGAAUGUUGGCAUGAUGAUUGGUCGGCUCGUCUUUCUGCUCUCCGUGUUCGAAAACGUUUAGAACAGAUCGAAUCUGCUGUAAGACAGUUAUUUGUCAAGAAAAAAGUGGAAGAUCACAACAUCCAUUCUAAUUUAAAUGAUCUGUCCUCACUGGUUGCCAACAACGAUAAAGCCUUGUUCUAACUUUUGAUGAAUAUUCCUUCUGUAUGAUAAUAUUAUCACUGAAUUUUCUCUUCACUACAUGCAUUUACCUUUUAUUUAUUAUUACUUUUUGAAUAUAUUUUCAUUUUAUAGAUAAUUUCAUAGCUUGAAUGCUUUGUUGUUUUGCGAG
This is a messenger RNA of Trichobilharzia szidati, 2395 nucleotides long. Lineage: Eukaryota; Metazoa; Platyhelminthes; Trematoda; Strigeidida; Schistosomatidae. The record is from the annotation of a GenBank genome assembly.